Messenger RNA from Caenorhabditis elegans, 1326 nucleotides. RefSeq lists its product as uncharacterized. The record is from RefSeq and is marked reviewed. Gene Ontology annotation, cellular component: membrane. The transcript is spliced from 7 exons. The coding region runs from base 74 to 1165 and encodes 363 amino acids. NCBI's taxonomy places the organism in Eukaryota, Metazoa, Nematoda, Chromadorea, Rhabditida, Rhabditidae.
AAAAGAAUUCAGCUCGUCUUUCUCUUUUUGCAGUUUUGUAUAGACUUGCCAUUAUUUCAAACUUGCAGACAAAAUGCUAACCACUCCAAAUCCCGAUUUAUGUGUAGAACCAUUUAUUGAGCCUUCCCAAUGGUUUUUCACAUUAGUUGAAAUGAUUCUAGCUGUAGGAGGAUUGAUAAUGAAUACCAAUAUUACUGUGAUUUGUCAUAAAGCGUCACCAAUGCCACAUCCACAAAGGAGGUUAUUGGCUUCCAUUUCUAUAAAUUUUGCAAUUCUCUCCGGAUUUCAACUGGCUAGGAAUUUUUUCCUCUUUCUUGUAAUGCAACAACCUUGUUUAAAUCAAGUGACUACGGUUUCAUGCAAACUUCAACAGUUUCCUUUGAUAUUCUGUUAUAUUCACUGCGCCGCAUCAUUUUUUCUACUUGGAGUGCAAAGUAAUUUUUUAAAGUUAAAACCCAUUGACAAAUCACCGAUGAAAUGGUAUUUAUCAUGCUCUGUGUGGCAGAGCACAAUUGCAGCCGUUUGCGUAGCUCUAUCGCUGUUGUUCACUGCUUUUGAUCAAGAUUUGGAGAACGAGCCCAUGAAUAAGUGUUCAAUUCUUCUUGCAGUAUCCCAGUCGUACUUGACGUUUUCCUUAUUAACAUUGCUGAUUCUGCUCCACGCCACUGGUUUAAUUUUCAUCAUGUUAGCAAGCGUUCUGCAACGAGACAAGAAAAGCUGGAUUUCAUUUACGAUAUUUUCAUUGAAAGAGAUUUUCAAAUAUGAGACACUCGCCUGGCAGAUAUCACUAUUUAUCUCAGGAUGCGUGGUUUUAUACCGUCACGUUUUGAGAGAAUCUUGUGACGAGUGCGCUGUGAUAGUACUGGAACUAGCGUUUCUGAUAGUACCACUAUUAAUUUCAUUUAUGCAUCCCCUUUACUUAAUAUGGUACGUACUGCCGAUGAGAGAUGCAGCUACCAGGACGUUUCCAUGUAUGUUGUCUGCGUUACCAGAGUACUCAUUGGUACCACCGCAAGUUCCGUCGGCUAGCACUUCAGCAACAUUCGCCAUUCAAAGUCCAAGGGCAGAUCUCACUCCGAAUGAUACACUUCACAUGGAAUCCAAAAAGAAACCAUUAUCACAAUCACCCAGGGUAGUUAUAGAAGAGGAAGAUGUAGCCGAAUGAUCGAGCGAUGUAGAUCCGUUGUAAAAAUCAUGAUAUUAAUGAAAAAUGCUGUAAUAAUUAUUAUUGUCUUUCUUCCCUCAGUUUCUUUCACGCCCUUUUUUAAAGUACUUCCUUUUCUACAAUAGCCAUUUAUUUAAGAAAAUGAAUCGAUUUCAGUCGUU